CUUCGGGAGCCUCCGCCCGUCCUCCGGGAAGAGCGCCGCCGGCGGACAUGGCUGCUGCACGGAGGGGAGCGAGGCCUCAGGUGUCGGUGACGUUUGAGGAUGUGGCUGUGCUCUUUACGCGGGAUGAGUGGAGAAAGCUGAGUCCUUCUCAGAGGAGCUUGUACCAGGAUGUGAUGCUGGAGAAUUACAGUAACCUGGUCUCAUUGGGACUCCCAUUUUCCAAACCCAAAGUGAUCUCCCUGUUGCAGCGAGGAGAAGAUCCCUGGAAGGUGGAGAGAGAAAUCACAGUGAAAAACCAUACUGGAGAGAAAUUAUUUAAAUGUAAAGAAUGUUUGAAAGCCUUUAGCCAAAGUUCAGCUCUUAUUCAACAUCAAAGAACUCAUACUGGAGAGAAGCCCUAUAUAUGUAAACAGUGUGGGAAAGCCUUCAGCCAUAGUGCAUCCCUUUGUAAACACCUAAGAACACAUACUGUGGAAAAAUCCUAUCGAUGUAAAGAAUGUGGCAAAUCCUUCGGCAGAAGGUCUGGCCUUUUUAUACAUCAAAAAAUCCAUGCUCGAGAAAAUCCCCAUAAGUAUAAUCCAGGUAGGAAAGCAUCUAGUUGCAGCACGUCCCUUUCUGGGUGUCAGAGACAUCAUUCCAGAAAGAAGUCCUAUUUAUGUAACGAAUGUGGCAACACCUUUAAGUCGAGCUCAUCCCUUCGUUAUCAUCAGAGAAUUCACACUGGAGAGAAACCUUUUAAAUGUAGUGAAUGUGGGAGAGCCUUCAGUCAGAGUGCCUCUCUCAUUCAACAUGAAAGAAUUCACACUGGAGAAAAGCCGUACAGAUGUAAUCAGUGUGGGAAAGGCUUCACUUCUGUUUCACGUCUUAAUAGACAUCAAAUAAUUCAUACUGGAGAGAAAUUAUAUAAUUGUAAUGAAUGUGGUAAAGCCUUAAGUUCCCACUCAACACUUAUUAUUCAUGAGAGGAUUCAUACUGGAGAGAAACCGUGUAAAUGUAAAGUGUGUGGGAAAGCCUUCAGACAGAGUUCAGCUCUCAUUCAACAUCAGAGAAUGCAUACCGGAGAAAGACCGUAUAAAUGUAAUGAGUGUGGGAAGACAUUCAGGUGUAACUCCUCCCUUAGUAAUCAUCAGAGAAUUCAUACUGGAGAGAAACCAUAUCGAUGUGAGGAAUGUGGGAUAUCUUUUGGCCAAAGUGCAGCUCUUAUUCAACAUCAAAGAAUUCAUACAGGAGAAAAACCCUUUAAAUGUCAUACGUGUGGGAAAACUUUUAGACAAAGCUCAUCACUUAUUGCCCAUCAGAGAAUUCAUACUGGAGAGAAACCCUAUGAAUGUAAUGCGUGUGGGAAACUCUUCAGCCAGAGGUCGUCCCUUACCAAUCAUUAUAAAAUUCAUACUGGAAAGAAAAUCUAUGAAUGUAAUCAAUGUGGAAAAACCUUCAGUCAGAGCUCAUCCCUUCUUAAGCACCAGAGGAUUCAUACUGGGGAGAAACCCUAUAAGUGUGAUAUAUGUGGGAAGCACUUCAUUGAACGCUCCUCCCUUACUGUACACCAAAGAAUUCACACUGGAGAGAAACCCUACAGAUGUAAUGAAUGUGGGAAAACCUUCAGUCAGAGCAUGAACCUAACUGUUCAUCAAAGAACUCAUACUGGAGAGAAACCCUAUCAGUGUAAAGAAUGUGGAAAAUCUUUCCGCAAGAAUUCAUCCCUUAUUCAACAUGAAAGGAUUCAUACUGGAGAGAAACCCUACAAAUGUAAUGAAUGUGGGAAAGCUUUUACCCAAAGCAUGAAUCUCACAGUGCAUCAAAGAACUCACACAGGAGAAAAACCCUAUGAAUGUAAUGAAUGUGGAAAAGCCUUCAGUCAGAGUAUGCAUCUUAUUGUCCAUCAGAGAAGUCACACUGGAGAAAAACCCUAUGAGUGUGGUGAAUGUGGAAAAGCCUUUAGUAAGAGCUCAACUCUUACCCUGCAUCAGCGAAAUCACACUGGAGAAAAGCCGUACAGAUGUAACAAAUGUGGAAAAUCCUUUAGCCAAAGUACAUAUUUAAUAGAACAUCAGAGACUUCAUUCUGGGGUAAAACCUUUUGAAUGUAAUCAGUGUGGGAAAGCUUUCAGUAAGAAUUCAUCUCUUACUCAACAUCGGAGGAUCCAUACUGGAGAGAAACCAUAUGAGUGUAUGGUAUGUGGAAAACAUUUCACUGGGCGAUCAUCCCUUACUGUACAUCAGGUUAUUCAUACUGGAGAGAAACCUUAUGAAUGCAAUGAAUGUGGAAAGGCCUUCAGCCAGAGCGCAUACCUUAUUGAGCAUCAAAGAAUUCAUACUGGUGAGAAACCCUAUGAAUGUGAUCGAUGUGGAAAAGCCUUCAUUAAGAAUUCAUCUCUUAUAGUGCAUCAGAGAACUCAUACAGGAGAGAAACCCUAUCAGUGUAAUAUGUGGAAAAGCCUUCAGUCGGAGUACAAACCUUACACGACAUCAGAGAACUCAUACGUGAGGAAAGUUUUCAUUGGACCCAUGAUUAACUCUUCAGUGAUAAUCAGAUAAAUCAUGUAAUGCAGAAACCUACUAAAUGUAAUGGUGUAGAAAUCUUUCAGUUCAAGUAUACCUUCCAGAUACUACAGACCAUCACAGAGAAACCAUAUCAAAGUGGAGAAAUCUUGAUUCUGAAAGUGAAACUCACUUUAUAUCAGAAAGUUUAAGUAGCUAAUGUUCUAAACGAGGAGGAUUCGCACUGAAGAUAAGCUCCGUUGUAGCAUGCUGCAGAUUCUCCUUUGGACGUCAGAGACUUCACACUGGACAGCAUGUGAGGGUGCUCAGCUGGACAGCCCAAAGACCUGGUACGUAGUCCUGACCUGCCACUCACUUGCACAAGUCACCUUUCACCAGGUCACAGUUUUCUUUUCUGGUAAAUGAGAGAUUUGAGACUUAGAAGGUCUCCAGGAUCCAUUUUAGCUGUAACAUGCUACAGACCUAUAAAUGUAAUGAAUGCUAGGAGAUCUUUGAUCUUUUACCAUGUUAUAUACAUUAUCUAGAUGCUCCUGUUCCACAGUCUGGUUUCCCUGGAUGUUCUGAGACAAAAUUCUCUACCUCUGCCAAAUCCUAUUAUCCCCCCGUCCCUCCCCCUCCCCCUGCAUUGUUAUUUUCUCCCCUAAAUAUAGGCUGGUUGCUACCAGGUGAUGGAACAAUUGUACAUAUCUUAAUGCAAUAGCAUGGUGUUCUGA
Messenger RNA from Equus caballus (horse), 3214 nucleotides. The record is from RefSeq and is a predicted model, not a curated record. Lineage: Eukaryota; Metazoa; Chordata; Mammalia; Perissodactyla; Equidae.